This is a messenger RNA of Thermothielavioides terrestris NRRL 8126, 2127 nucleotides long. RefSeq lists its product as uncharacterized. The record is from RefSeq and is a predicted model, not a curated record. NCBI's taxonomy places the organism in Eukaryota, Fungi, Ascomycota, Sordariomycetes, Sordariales, Chaetomiaceae. The coding region runs from base 1 to 2127 and encodes 708 amino acids. Gene Ontology annotation, molecular function: lyase activity; FAD binding; monooxygenase activity. The transcript has 8 exons.
AUGGCGUCCGCGGAGCAACAGCCCCGCCCCUUGAAGGUGUUGAUUGUGGGAGCAGGUAUCGCCGGGUUGACCGCCGCACUGGGCCUGCGUAAGAACGGCCACGAAGUGACUCUGUUUGAGCGAUCGCAACUCGCCAGAGAGACGGGUGCGGCGAUCCACCUGGCCCCUAACUGCCAUGGCAUUCUUCGGAGACUGGGUGUGCUGCCCGAGACCUUUGGCGCAAAUCCCGUGCAGGGCAUGACCACCUAUGACGGCAACGGCAACAUCACAGUUGAUGUGGACCUCAGGAAAUCACUCCUGAUCUGGCAGCAUCCAUGGAUGCUCGCACACCGCGUCCGGCUGCAUGAGGAGCUCAAGCGCCAGGCCACGGCCGCGGAGGGCGAGGGCAAGCCGGCGGUGCUCAAGACCUCGAGCUGUGUUGCAUCUGUCGACCCCGACACUGCCACCGUCACGCUCGAGGACGGCUCAUCGUUCUCCGGCGACUUGGUGCUCGGCGCCGAUGGCGUCAGCUCUGUCACCCGCAGGAGCGUCACCCUGCAGGACAUCAAGCCCUUCGACUCCGGCAAGAGCGCCUUCCGGUUCAUGAUCCCCGUGGCCCAGAUCCGCGCGAACCCGGCGACGGAGAAGUUCGUCCAGCGCGACGGCUACAUGAGAAUAUGGAUCGGCAAAGACCGGCGGCUGGUCAUGUAUCCCUGCUCGGACAACACGAUGAUGAACUUUGUCGCCAUCCACCCGAGCGAGCUCUCGGCUUCCAAGGGAGAGGGAUGGAACCGCGCAGCGACGAAGGAGAUGCUCGUCGACGUGUUCAGCGCCUUCGAUCCAGCCGUCCGGGCGCUGCUGGAGAUGGCAGAUACCAGCUCGCUCAAGGUCUGGACGCUGCUCGACAUGGACCGGAUUCCCACCUGGCACCGUGGGCGGGUGGCGUUGGUGGGGGAUGCCGCGCAUCCGUUUCUGCCGCAUCAGGGGCAGGGAGGCGGCAUCGCCAUCGAGGACGCGGCGUCCAUCUGCGUGCUGUUCCCGCGGGAUACGCCCGUUGAGGAGAUCCCCGAGCGGCUCGCGCUGUACGAGAAGAUCCGCGACGAGCGGGCGCACAAGGUGCAGGAGUUGACCCGCACGGCGGGCAUGGACCCGACCGACGCCAACCGCGGGAGCUUCAGAAUGAUGGAGUUCCGGGACUACAACUUCGGCCACGACGAGUGGCACCACUCGACGCACAUGCUGCGCAAGCACCUGUGGUCGCGGCACGGGCCCGUCCGCCUGCGCGCGCCCCUGUCCUUCGGGCCCAUGCCCUCGCCGCGGCAGGACCACUUCGGCCGCGCCAUCCCGGCCCACGACUCCGCCUUCACCACCUGCUCGGUCCGCCUGCGCUCGUCCGCCACGUACCUGCGCACCCUGUUCCCCUCGCCCGCGUUUGGCUUCGUCGCGCCCGGCACCGUCGCCGAGGCCACGCUGCGCUGCACCGAGCUGCGGGACAUGCGCUGGCUCGGCGGCGGCGGGUAUCGCUUUGUCGGGCUGUGGGUGCACGGGGUGCAGUAUGUGAAGAGGGAUGGCGGAAGCGUGGUCGGGUCGUUCUUGGUCGUGCUGAUGGAGAGCUUGUCGGAUGCGGUGACGACCGGGAGGGAGGAGCUGGGCAUGCCGAAGGUGUUUUGCGAUGUUGGGAUUGAAGACCAGGGGGGCAGUGUGAAGGUGGAGUGCAGCUGGCGCGGCGCGUCGUACUUGCGGAUGUAUCUGGACGGGCUGAAGGAGGAGCCGGUUGAGGCCGCGGCCGUCGAGGGCAGCGGCAGCGCCGUCGGAGAGAGGCCGGCGCCGCCGGGCAUGGGUCUUCCUCCUAAGGAGGAGGGCACGCUGGUCUACCGCUACGUGCCGGCCGUGGGCAAGCCCGGCGAGGCGGAUGCCGAGUAUGCCGUGCUGGUCCGCGAGGGGGCGAAGACGCCGCCCAGGGUGGAGAAGAGGCGCCGCAGCGCCGAGGCCAGGCUGGAGUUCUCGCCGGGGACCUGGGACAGCCUGCCCACGCUGCACCACAUCGCUUCUGCGCUUGCCGAGAUGCCCAUCUAUGGCGUUGUCGAGGCCAAGGUUGAGGAGGGCCACGGGGUUGACGAUCUGUCGAGUGCCCAGCGGAUUGAAUAG